Sciurus carolinensis (gray squirrel) is the source of this 1899-nucleotide messenger RNA. RefSeq names its product leucine rich repeat containing 63 (gene Lrrc63). The transcript has 11 exons. Gene Ontology annotation, molecular function: protein binding. Lineage: Eukaryota; Metazoa; Chordata; Mammalia; Rodentia; Sciuridae. The coding region runs from base 1 to 1899 and encodes 632 amino acids. The record is from RefSeq and is a predicted model, not a curated record.
AUGAAAAAACAAGGUUUACUAAUCACCAAAAUGCAACAAUAUCCACAACUCCUUCGAAGACCCUUACCUCCCAAACUCCCUAAGCUGCCUUUAUAUAAAAAGAAAAUCCAUACAGCUAAGACUCGGGAAAUUGAGCCACUCCAUGUAAAGUUCACUCAAGGUGAAACCACUCCAGUUAAAAAAAAAACUAAUUUACCUGAUGUUUCUGCAGAAGAACAAUCACAAGCACCUAUCAACAUCCAAACCAUCUCUUUGGAUCAUAAUGUACAAGAAAGAGUCACUGAAAUUUCAACAUCCCAAAAAUCUACUAAAGAUGUUAGAUCCUUAUUUAUUCCAAGUUAUGUUUUACUUUCAGCUCGAAUUUUCAAGAAAAAUAUAGGAAAAAUUAAAAAAAGUUCAGAAAAGUCCACAACUAAACUACCCAAAGUAGAAGAUAUUUUUAUGGAUAAAAAAUUAGAAGAUAUUUUAAUUCUUUCUUCAAAGUUCUCUCAAUCAAGCAUUCCUCUCUUGGAUUCCAAACACUCGCAUCAUCAUUUUCCAAGAAGUUCAGAAUCCACUACAAGAAGUGCAGUAUUUCCAAGGCGUCUAGCCAGUGCCUCAAGCAAGGUUGCAACCCUUAGUAAAGUGAUGCUAAGCAUUACUCAGUUUCCAAGUAACAUUGUUCUACCAACACCGAUUUUACCAAGAAAACCUCAAAAACAAUCUCUCAUAGAAAAUCUUGCAUUAGAAAGUGGAAAGAAAGAAAGUGUUCCAAGGCUACUUGAAGGUGGUUCUAGAUAUAAAAGAACAGAAUCAGAGAACAUUUUACGUGGUGAAGGUUUUAAGACUGUUGAGGCAACACAAUACGAAACAAUAGUAGCAAUGGCCAACAUGGCUGUAGUAAUUUGCCAAGUACAUGGAAGAAAUGCACUUAACCUUAAGGGAUUUUUUCUCCUGCACUGUCCAGACUUGUCAUCUUUGGCUUUCCAAUUGAUAUAUCUUAAUUUAUCAUAUAAUGACUUCCGUCAAUUUCCCUUAGAAAUACUUUGUCUUAAAAAUUUACAAAUACUGAAAAUGAGAAAUAAUCCCAUCAAAGAAAUUCCUUCUGAAAUCCAGUACCUUAAGUACCUCCGAAUUUUCAGCAUUGCUUUUAAUUAUAUUCAUGUUCUUCCAUAUGGGUUAUUUUCCUUGGCCUAUCUUGAGGAACUUGAUGUUUCCUACAAUGAAAUUACUUCUAUUCCGAAUGAAAUCCAGAGACUCAGAUCACUUGACAAACUGAUUAUUGAUGGGAAUUACUUGUUUUUUCUUCCACCUGGAAUUUUGAAGCUUAACCUGACAAAAAUCCAGUUUGAGAAUACUUUCACUCAUCGUAGUUUUUGGCCAGAGAAUUCUCUGAAUAGUCCCCAGCGACUUACUCACAUAUGUGCUUUGUUCAUUGUCAAAAAUGACCUACUUAGUCCUUACGAUGAGAUCCCACUCAAAGUUCAAAGGUUACUGGUCUGCACAUCCAGGUGUGAAUGGUGUCUUGGUCCCAAGUAUGGUGAAGGUUUUCGUAUCAUCCAAUCCUACAAUAUUUUUGGAGCAGCAGAGCUUCCUGUCAUGUUUCAUGUCUGUUCUCUUUCCUGUUAUCGGAAAAUAAAGGAAAGCGGUUUUCUAGAGCUUCAGGCUCAGGCAUGUGAUCCAGAGAAGCUGAGAGCGACAGACAGACGCAGUGACGCGAAGCACGUGGGUCUGCGUGCGGGAGAAUUAGUUUCAGCCCCACUGCGCUUUUUCUCCUCUCAACAUAAACUCAAGGCCAGUGGUCGUCAUGGCUCCGUGGCACCUCGGGUCACUCGUCCCUCUACCCUUUUCUGGCACACCGCAGAAGGACUGUGCUUUCUGAAAAGAAUACGGCUCUACCUAAAAGUGGUGAUCGAGUGA